Messenger RNA from Phaeoacremonium minimum UCRPA7, 1410 nucleotides. Its product is annotated as putative carboxypeptidase protein. Bases 1 to 1410 code for a protein of 469 amino acids. Gene Ontology annotation, biological process: proteolysis. Gene Ontology annotation, molecular function: serine-type carboxypeptidase activity. The record is from RefSeq and is a predicted model, not a curated record. NCBI's taxonomy places the organism in Eukaryota, Fungi, Ascomycota, Sordariomycetes, Togniniales, Togniniaceae. The transcript is spliced from 2 exons. Gene Ontology annotation, cellular component: fungal-type vacuole.
AUGGCUGUCAUGUCGUCCGUGCUGAAAGGUACCUUGGCGGCCUUAUGCGUGCCGCUUCUGGCCACUGCAUCCCCUACCUUCAACCAACAAGUGCUUGGGGAUGUUAGCACAGGUUUCAAGACAUUCAGUCUACCCGAACAUCCGGAUUAUUCAAUCCGCAUUCGUGAGCAAAGCGAUGAGCUGUGUAAUGCAGGCUCCAAACAAUACACAGGGUGGUUGGACACCGGCGGCAAGCACCUGUUCUUCUGCAUGAUGCUCGAGCUGGGACCAUGCUUGAUCAACAAGGAUGGCACUGGCACUUACAGGAAUAAAUUCUCAUGGACCAUGAAUUCCUCGAUGAUUUUUAUCGAUCAGCCCGCCGGAACUGGGUUCUCCUAUACAAAUGAGGGUGUAGACAUGCCCUCAGAUUCCUUUGUUGCAGCGGCAGAUACAUAUGUGUUCCUUCGCAUCUUCUACUCUGUCUUUCCGCAUUUGAAGAGUUUGCCUUUUCACAUCUCGGGCGAGAGUUACGGCGGUCACUACGUGCCCACAGUUGCAGCUGAGAUCGUCCGCUACAACACGGCACGCAUCGCUCCUGAGUUCAAGAUCCCCUUAAAGUCGAUCAUGCUAGGAGACGGAUUUGUCUCCCCGCUAGAUGUCACAUGGGGAUACUAUGAGACCCUUUGCAAGCCGAAAGCUGGAGUACCAGAACCAGUAUUCAAUGAGACACGAUGCACGCAAAUUGCAGAGGCUCUUCCGCGUUGUGUAUACCUUCAUGAGGCAUGCUAUUCAUAUUCUGAUCCCAUCCUCUGCCACGCGGCCGAUCAAUAUUGCAUUGACGAGAUCCGAAACCUCUUUGAUUUGGAGGCCGGCGGCGGUGGCCGUGAUCCCUUCGACAUCACUCGCACAUGCGAAGUGGACCAGUUCUGCUACCUAGGUGUUUUGGAUAUCGAAAGGUAUAUGAACACGCCGUCUGUAUGGUCAAGCCUCGAUGUUCCAGCACCGGUCGCAAAUUUCAGCCUAAUGAGCAUGGACAUCCACAAUAUGUUCACUGCGGGCAACGAUCUGUACGUCAAUACGGCCGAGGAGGUCCGUUAUGUACUACAGGAGGGCAUUGAUGUCCUGGUUUAUAACGGCAAUCUUGAUUUGGCAUGUAAUACGCCUGGUAACUUACGAUGGUCUGAGAGACUGCCUUGGGCCGGCCAAGCGGAGUUUGUGGCUCAAGAGUUACGGCCUUGGUACGCGACCCGAGACGGGGAGAAAGUGCAGGCGGGAACUAUGAAGGAGGUCAAGGCAUCUGUUCUCGGGAAGAAAGAGCUAGCGAGAUUUUCAUUCGUCACGUAUGACUAUGCUGGCCAUAUGGUGCCCUUAAAUCAGCCUGAGCUAUCACUUUACAUGCUCAACCAGUGGCUAGCUGGCGAAGAAUUCUAG